Molecule: messenger RNA, 1642 nt
Organism: Plectropomus leopardus (leopard coralgrouper)
Lineage: Eukaryota; Metazoa; Chordata; Actinopteri; Perciformes; Serranidae
Gene: fam43a
Product: family with sequence similarity 43 member A
Source: RefSeq, a predicted model, not a curated record
GCUGCGAUGAGACAAGGAGGUGAGACACCAAAAUGGACAAGAGCACUUUAGAGGAUAAACACAUGAAUGUUGCUGUUGACUGGAAACAGCAUUAAAAUGCUGCCUUGGAAGAAGAAUAAGUUCGACCUGAUUGAGGAAGACAAGCAGUCCAAGCAGAAGGGCUAUGCGGUGAGCCUCAACUACUCUGCGCUCACCUCCUUCGCCAAGUCCUGCCCCGAGAGCGCGCUCAACAGGGUGGGCAGCAUGUUUAAGUCAAAGAGGAAAAAGGUGAAAAUCACCAGCGAGGACCCCACGUACACGGUGCUCUACCUGGGCAAUGCCACUACCAUCCAGUCCAAAGGGGACGGCUGCACGGACGUGGCGGUGAGCAAGAUCUGGGGCAAAAGCGAAAUGGGCAAAAACGGCACCAAAAUGCGGCUGACCAUCAGCUCGCAGGGCAUCCGGAUGGUGCAUGUGGACGACAAGGCCAGGAGGCCGGGACACUUGUACUUGCUGCACCGGGUAACCUACUGCGUCGCGGAUCCCAGGCUCCCCAAGAUUUUCGCCUGGGUUUACAGGCACGAGAUGAAGCACAAGGCCGUGAUGCUGCGCUGCCACGCAGUGCUGGUGUCCAAACCGGAGAAGGCGAAGGCGAUGGCACUGCUGCUGUAUCAGACCUCUGCCACGGCCCUGGCUGAGUUUAAGAGACUAAAACGGAGGGACGAUGCCAGGCACCAGCAGCAGCAGCUCAUAGGGGAGCAAACCAUCCCGUUGGUCCCCAUCAGGAAGCUGCUGAACGGACAGUGUUACUACAAACCCCCGGUGGAGCGCAGCCGGAGCGCGCCUAAGCUGGGCUCCAUCACAGAGGACCUGGUCGGGGAGGAGGAGGAGGAGAAAGCGAUGCACUUUGAGUGUGAGGACAUUCUGGACACGGACGAUGAUUGUGUUGCCAACGGUAAACAGGAGUUGACUCAGAUUAUAAAUGAUUUGGGAGAGAUGAGCAUAGGAAACGACGUGCAGACACUGAAAGCUGACCUCAGAGUCACCAGACUCCUCUCUGGAGAGAGCACGGGGAGCGAAUCCUCCAUCGAGAGCAACCAGGAGCCCCCUCCGCUCACUAACGGGUUUGAGGAGGUAAAGGUGCAGCAGGAAAUAGCCUGAAUAAUUUUAGGCAUUUCUAGGUGCCUCUGUUUUGUUGAGCCAUGAUGUCUUCACACUAAAACAUCCCCUCUGUUGUUGUGUUGGAGUCUAACCUGGCGCCUCCGCGACUAACUGAGAGCAUCCAGAAAAAAAGAAGGUUCUGGGACAGUUACCGCACAUGGACCCACAAUCAGGCUACUGAUUGAUAUUUUAAGAUUGUGUAAAGGCAGAGAAAUGGAAAAACAAGUGCAUGCCCGUUUGAGAGAAGACUGGUUGAACCGACAAAAUCCCUGUGCGCCUUAGGACGCACGGCACUAAUUCCAUCUCUUUUAUUUAAGAGGAUUUGUUGUAUCCUCAAGCUUGUUUACCUGACUUUUUUCUUCUAUUUUUCUCCCUUGAAAAUUGCAUUUUUCUGUUAAAAUAUGCUCAUUAUGCUCCAAAAAAACAUUCCGUUUUAAAGCACGUUUUGUUCUAUCCUUAAGUGGUUCAGUGGGUCUGAACAGGCAUCCUUAAUUUUCCAGGG